AUGUUAGUUCCGUUGAGUGCUGAGCCUCCGCCAGCAAUCCCGGAGGUGGUAAAAACCAAGCACAUAUAUGGCUGGUAUCUGGUGAUGCUGCUGCUGAUUGGCCUCGCUAUGGCCCAGGUUGUAGCGGGAGAUGCGUUUGCUGGUAUCAUCUUUCUGGUUAUGGCCGGCUUUGUGGUGUAUUUAGUGCAAGAGGCUUGCAAGAAUAUGACUAUGUAUUGCCUCUUCAUGCUGGGCCUCAUGGCAAGCUUUCAAUGCUUCUUUGAUAUGCUGGCCCUCGUCAGCGUUGUUGGUGGUCGAGAAACCUCAGUCUCAUCAGUGCAGGGCACAGAGGAUAAUGUCACUGUUAUAACCAGAAUCACGGAGCACCCCUUUUUUGACAAGUCGAUGGGACAGCAAUAUAACACCCAAUCAGCUGUCUUACUGGCAAGCCCACUCGUGAUGUCAACGUUGGCUUCAAUGUGCUAUUUGUCCUACAAUGCCUUCUCAGAGUCGCUCUUCAACCAGGAUGAUGAAUCCGGACCGAUCUAUGAAGGCUGGGGCCAAGGUUCUGCGCGCACCUAUGGUGCACCAGCAGCUGGGGACAGGAGCAUGAAUCAGCCGUCGCCACCCCGGCUCUUUGAGGGCCACGGACAUCGACUAAGCAACUGA
Symbiodinium pilosum is the source of this 648-nucleotide messenger RNA. The record is from the annotation of a GenBank genome assembly. Lineage: Eukaryota; Dinophyceae; Suessiales; Symbiodiniaceae.